AUGCUACAGCUGCAGGACAACAGGGUGAUCCUAAACAACUUGACAUCUCCAUUUCCAACCUUCUUGCUGACUGGUAUUCCUGGCCUUGAGUCUGUCCAAGCCUGGUUCUCCAUCCCAUUCUGUUGUCUCUACGCCAUUGCCCUCUCGGGGAACAGCAUGAUCCUGUAUGUCAUCAUCACCCAGAAGAGUCUCCACGAGCCCAUGUGCUGUUUCCUCUCCAUGCUGUCGACUACUGACGUGGGCUUGACAGUUUCUACGAUGUCGACAACAUUAUCAAUUCUGUGGUUUGAGGCAAAUCAAAUUAGUUUGGAUAAUUGCAUCAUCCAGAUGUUUUUCCUUCAUGGAUUUACCCUCAUAGAAUCUGGUGUGCUUGUGGCUAUGGCCUUUGACCGUUAUGUGGCAAUUUGUAACCCUCUGAGGUAUACCACCAUCCUCACUAAUCUCAGAAUCAUUCAGAUGGGUCUCUUUAUAACAACACGAACUGUAGUGAUAAUAGUACCACUACUCUUGCUACUUAAACACCUCUCCUUCUGUAGAGCUAAUGCCCUGUCCCAUUCCUAUUGUUACCAUCCAGAUGUGAUUAAACUAGCAUGUUCAGAUACUCAAGCCAAUAGUAUCUGUGGAUUAAUUGGUCUUGUCCUGACCACAGGAAUAGAUACACCAUGUAUUGCCCUGUCUUACUUCAUGAUUAUUUGCUCUGUUUUGGGCAUUGCUUCUUCUGAAGGACGACACAAGGCUUUUAGCACCUGUGUUUCCCAUAUAGGAGCUGUUGCCAUUUUCUACAUCCCCAUGGUGAGCCUAUCCUUGGUGCACCGUUAUGGUAGGUCAGUUCCCAGGGUGGCCCAUUCGAUGAUGGCUAAUAUAUAUCUUAUUCUGCCCCCUGUGCUCAACCCCAUCAUCUAUAGUGUUAAAACCAAACAAAUACGCAAGGUUAUACUCCAUCUUCUGCAGACAAUAUAG
Echinops telfairi (small Madagascar hedgehog) is the source of this 960-nucleotide messenger RNA. RefSeq names its product olfactory receptor 51F1-like. The record is from RefSeq and is a predicted model, not a curated record. Gene Ontology annotation, molecular function: olfactory receptor activity; G protein-coupled receptor activity. Gene Ontology annotation, biological process: G protein-coupled receptor signaling pathway. Gene Ontology annotation, cellular component: membrane. Bases 1 to 960 code for a protein of 319 amino acids. The transcript has a single exon. NCBI's taxonomy places the organism in Eukaryota, Metazoa, Chordata, Mammalia, Afrosoricida, Tenrecidae.